Messenger RNA from Aspergillus japonicus CBS 114.51, 2031 nucleotides. RefSeq lists its product as uncharacterized. The record is from RefSeq and is a predicted model, not a curated record. Gene Ontology annotation, molecular function: DNA-binding transcription factor activity, RNA polymerase II-specific; RNA polymerase II cis-regulatory region sequence-specific DNA binding; zinc ion binding. Gene Ontology annotation, biological process: regulation of transcription by RNA polymerase II; DNA-templated transcription. NCBI's taxonomy places the organism in Eukaryota, Fungi, Ascomycota, Eurotiomycetes, Eurotiales, Aspergillaceae. Gene Ontology annotation, cellular component: chromatin. The coding region runs from base 1 to 2031 and encodes 676 amino acids. The transcript is spliced from 3 exons.
AUGCUAGAGCCCCUCCCUACCUCAAAUUCUUCGUUGGUCGAUCCCCUCCUAACGACAGCGGGGACAUCACUCGGCCCGCUGCAUACACCAUGGCCAGAACCAACCAGCAAUUUCGGGGACAUUGCUUUCUUCAUCGACACGCUAUCAAUGGAUCAGCCCAUCUUGCCCUUCUCGUCAACUUCGCUCUUCUCUGAUGGCACCCGGACUCAAUCGUCACGGCUUCACGCCGACAUGCCGGACUCCGUGGGGGACGAUCCGCAAGCGCCGCGAUUGUUUGAUGACUUCACCUCCACAUUCCCCUCCUUCGACCCUCCUCCUAAGUCAAGUGCGGAGCCAUGGAAAGUCACUCAGGAAAUCUGGGAUCACUUUCUCACGCAGAUACAGAGCUUUGCGGCACUACUUCCUCCGCAAUUUUUUCUUCCAUCCCGCCACACGAUGACCCGUUAUAUCACCACUUACUUUACCGGGUUUCACCGACAUCUACCUUUCCUCCAUGUCCCGUCGUUCUCGCCUAUCAAGUGUCCAGUGGAGCUGGUUUUAGCCAUGGCGACGAUUGGGGCGCAGUCAGCCUUCGAUCACGCAAAUGCCAUCAUGUUUUAUCGGACCUCCUUGGCCAUCGUCCAGGAGCGGCUGCAGCGUAGAAAGACCCAGCGACGGGAUAAGUGUUUUCCUGCGCCAGCAAGUCAUCCCACUGAGCCACAAACAGAUCAAUUUGACCCGCUACCCCCGGCACAAACGCUCCUUAUACUGAUGGCGAUGGCGACCUGGGGCAACUCUCACGCGAUCUUCAACGAAGCUGUCGGAUUGCAAAGCACUCUUGCCAACUACAUCCGCGAUGAAAAGCUACUGGCGCCGCCGCCUUCACCAGACCCAUCUUGGGCUUCCUGGGUCCAGGCCGAAGGCAUGAACCGCACCAUCAACAUAAUCUUCUGCUUCUUCAUCUUCCACACCAUCGUGUAUGACACCCCGCCUGCGAUCCUGAACUGCGAACUGCAAACCCGUCUCCCCUGCCGAGAGACCGUGUGGGAAGCCCCCAACCAGGCCGACUGGAUCGAAGCCCGCAAGAGCCUGCCUGCAGAGCCCACCUUCCAAUCCGCAUUCUCCCGCCUCUUCGUCGAGCAGCAGCAGCAGCAGCCCACCUCAAGCCUAGCCACGUACCACUCGCUCGGCGGAUACACCCUCAUCCUCGCGAUAAUCCAACACAUCUACUUCCUCCGCGCCACCAAUCACCACCGGCAGCAGAGCGACGGCUGCCUCAGCCCCCGGACAACGACGAUACCCCCGCCAGCCAUCGCUGCCGUCGAGCAGGCCCUCAAAAACUGGCAGGUGGGCUGCGGCCCGAUCUCCUUCAACGCGACCGCCCUCCUCCGCAUGGCGUACAUCCGGCUGAGCAUCGACGUCGGGCCCUGGCGGGCCCUUACCAGCCACAAUCCAGGGGAGAUCGCGGCGUCGAUGUAUGCGUAUCAUCGCCAGCACUCCCACCACCACCACCACCACCACCACGACGUCCACCACCGGCUCACCCGCACCGUCCUCUACUCCGCCCACGCCCUCAGCAUCCCCGUCAAGAUCGGCGUGAACAUCGUCGCCCGCAACCAGGCGUUCGCGUGGUCGCUCCAGCAUGCUCUCUGCGCGCUCGAGUGCGCGUUUGUCACCAGUCAGUGGUUGCUAGCCAUGGAGGCGCGGCGACACGAUACCGACGCCACGCUCACUUCGGCCGUCGAGGAGCGUGAGCACCAUGGCGUCCCGAGAGAUCCAGGCAGUGAGCAGGAGAGGGAGGAGGCGGAGCGGUUGCUGGCGUACAUCAAGGACAUGGUGGCGGAGGCGGAUCCGGCCGGCGAACUGGCGGCUCGGGGGGGUCGAGGCAAUUCCCCGCCCGUGGAUCUCUGCGUCCACGUCCUCAAAAUCUGGCAGAAGCUGUUGAGUGGCGAUGCGGUAUGGGAUGUCGUCCGCUUGAUCGGACGGGUGUUGGAGGCCUAUUGGCGGAUUCUGGAGGGAGGGCUCGCAUCCGAGGUCGGGGGUUCCGGGUGA